Strongylocentrotus purpuratus (purple sea urchin) is the source of this 1207-nucleotide messenger RNA. Its product is annotated as adhesion G-protein coupled receptor G2-like. The transcript has 4 exons. Gene Ontology annotation, biological process: G protein-coupled receptor signaling pathway; cell surface receptor signaling pathway. Lineage: Eukaryota; Metazoa; Echinodermata; Echinoidea; Camarodonta; Strongylocentrotidae. The record is from RefSeq and is a predicted model, not a curated record. Gene Ontology annotation, cellular component: membrane. Bases 262 to 1020 code for a protein of 252 amino acids. Gene Ontology annotation, molecular function: G protein-coupled receptor activity.
CUUAAAUCUCAAGUUAUUGAUCUGAUCAGUCGCAUCGGUUGCAUUGCUUCAAUUGUGUGUCUGUCUUUGACCAUUAGCAUUCUUCUGGGUUUUAGAAAACUGCGUGGAAAACGACCACAACAGAUCAUCGUUAAUCUCUGUUUCGCUUUGCUAUGUUUAUACGUCAUUUUCGUCAUCGGUAUUGACCGACCGACCUGGAGGAUCAGCUGUACUGUGGUUGCUAUCCUAUUGCAUUACUUCUGCCUUGCAUCGCUUGCUUGGAUGGGUGUAGAAGCCUUCAGCAUGUACAUGUCAUUCGUCAGGGUUAUGGACACCUACAUACCCAAGUUACUCCUUAAAUGUUGUCUCGUCGGAUGGGGCAUUCCGUUCAUGGUCGUCAUAGCAACAGUUGCCAGCAAAUGGACAGCGUACCAAAACUCUGAAUACUGCUUCCUUUUACCCGGACCUUCUUUAUAUUUUGGACUGAUUCUGCCAAUCGGUCUGAUCCUCACCUGUAAUUGCAUCACCUUUACAAUUGUUAUCUAUAAGCUAACCUGUGGUAGGAAGACUUUCUCCGCCACCAGUACAAGGCUGUCCAAGAAAGAAAGGGGAGCCAAAACCCGGAUCGAAACCAUUCGCCGGGCACAAAAUGCUGUGGCAAUCGGCACGCUGCUCGGUCUCACUUGGGUCUUUGGUUUCCUGGCUGUAGGUGAUGGUCGCAUGGUAUUCGGUGCCCUCUUCGCAUUCUUGAAUUCUCUCCAGGGAGUCUUUGUCUUCCUCCUCUUUGGCAUCAGGCAACCUGAAGUGAAAGAAAAACUAAGGGCGACUCGGAUGCGACUGUUGCAGAGUGUAAGGUCUGCGCGUAGAGGUUCAGACUUUUGGACCUCAUCGAGUGAAGCGCGCAUGGAUUCACGACCCUCUGACGUCACGAUUAUCCAAAUGGAAAAAAACACUAGCUUUACUGAACCACUGCCUUCAAUGUGCCCCGGAAGACAAGCGGUUAUAAUCGUUACUUCCGGGUCGAAACAUGAUGUUUUGUAGAAUGUAGCAGUUUAGUCUUGUUAAAAAAAAUUGUACAAUAAAGUCUUCUACUAACUACUACUAGUACUAUUACUACUACUACUUCUACUACUACUACUACUACUAAUGUAAAAGUAUGCGUAAGACGUAACGGACGAUUGAGUUGAGAAAAUUAAAAAAACAAGUAUGUAAAGGAAAAUAUAUUGUU